UAUGCCAUGCCCCUUCUUCCGCCCUCCCGAACUCUCUCACAAACAAAAAUGUAGCGUUAAGUGCUCAAUGGCCAGAAAACGGCAUUAAGCCAUAAAAUCGUAUCGAAAGAGAAAGAGCCAAAAGAAAUGCUCAAAGGCAGGCCAAAACCAAAUCCCACAGCCAAAGAAACGAUUGAUGGAGUUCAAAUGCAUAUUGAUUGACGUUGAAAUGCCCCAAAUGGAGCACAACUUCGAACUCCAAGAGGCAGGUGCAAGUCCGCCGUGCUGGUGGUGGUGGUUGUUUUGUGUUUUUUUUUCGUGUUUUUUGUGGCUAAUAAGUGGCAUGAAUUAGUGAAACGCUUAUGGGGGUCAGGUCGUUGCGGCACUCCACUCAAUGGACUGUUUACUGCGAGACAGUGGAAAGGCUUUUAACCGAAAAAAACAGUCGCAGUUUGGGGCCAUUGAGGCGAAUCGAAAUCGUAAAUUCGAAAUCAUUGACUAAAAGCUUUUGAUAAAUUAUUAAACAAGCGUCCAGCGUUUCUCAUGUGAAUGAGAGCGUUUCUAUCAAUGGCUUAGAAGCUGUGUAGAAGCCUCAUAAUUGUUGUGAGAAAACAUCUUGCUUAUUUAUGGGAAAGAUUCAAUAGAAGUUGGGCGUGUCCAUCAAUAGCCUUUCCCCUUAAACAAACCAGAUUCUACCGGACAGAGGUCAAAAGGUUUUUUUUUUUUUUUUGCACAAUUCUCCAUUGAUUAAGACAGAAGAAGACAUGGCCGUAAAGCAAGCAAUUUAUGGGGCGAAACGAUAUCAAAAUGCUGACAGUUUAAUGCUCAAUGCUUUGCCAGCCUAUGCAAAUUCUAAUCUAAAAAUAAUCACAGUAAACCUAUAGAAAACUUGGCCAAACGGACAAAAGAAUUGAGCAUCGGGCGAUCCUAAAAAUAAUUGACAAAUAUAUUAAGAGCAUAAAUCAGCAUCAGAAUUGCUAAUAGGGCGCGAAGAGAGCCGAAGCUAGCUAACUUUUAUUAUCAUUUACCGCUUGGGCCACAACAAACACAACUUAUAAUAGCUGAAAACAAAAAAUCGAAAACCCCAAAAAAAAAAAAAAAGAAAAACAAAAAUAUAAUAAAGAUCAGCUCUGCCGGCGUUGUCGUCACGCUCUCAGCGGAUCGGCUGAAGUCGACGCUGGCGUCGCUGCUGCCGCUGCCGCUGCUGCUGCUGCUGCUUUUGACCAGCAACUUCUUGGACAUGCUGGCCAAGAGCCAGAUUUAGUUCAGUUCAGUUCAGUUUCAAGUGUUUGAGCGUUGCGUGCGUUUCGGAGCGGAGCGGAGCUUUGAGCGCGGAGAUUUUUCGACUUUUUUCAAGACGCGUUUUUCUGUGCUUUUUCUCACCUCUCCGACUUCCGUAUAAGUUCAUUUGCCGACGGCCAGCAUUGAAAAUUUCCAACGCCGCGAUUCCUGUCGCCCACCAACCUACCAACUUAUCAUAAAUAUAAAAAAAAAACAAAACUAAAAACGGAAACCGCCAAACGGAAACUGCUAUACGGAGCUCAGUUUUUUAAUUAACCCAAAACAAAUUAGUUUAAGAAUAUUUCCCGCACCUCCUCCGACACAAAUGCAAAUGAAAUAGUGGCUGGCGAAAAAUAAAUUUAUGAAUGCAGGCCGAGAAUUAUGUUUCGUCUGAUAAGACGCAAGAUCCAAUGAUAUAUGUGUGUGAGAGUGUCUUCAACAAUCGGUUGCCAUAAAUAAUGGUCAUUAUGGGCUGAGGCCAGGCAUGGGAAAAACUAAAUGAAAAUCUUUGUGUUGCCUAACAAAUUGAAGCUAUAAAAAAAAUACAACAAAAUAGAAUCAUAUAUACUAUAAACGUGCAUAUUUAUGUGGAUUUAUUAAGCUGUUAAAAUUUGGAUAAACUUUCCGACCACUUUGACCAAUUUGAAACCGCUCAACUCAUAACUGAAAACUCAACCAGUUCCUGGUUCUUUAAGGCGCUACUCUGGCGCUUCAGGCUCAGCAAAUGAUCGGCACCGAGGAUAUGUCCGCAGCGGCUGGCAUGGACAUUAGUGAGUCCUUUCGUGCCGAGGAUCUCUCGAAGGCGGACUUCUUUGACUUUGUCACUGGUCCCGACAUGGGCAUUGGCAUUGGAGUGGGUGUGGGUGUGGGUGUGGGUGUAGAGGCUCUCGGUGUUAGCCUGCAUCAGCAGCCACAACAACAACAUCACCAGAAUCAUCAACAGACAUCCCAUAGUCACAACAACAACAACAAUAACAAUAACAACCACAUACAGGUGGUACAUCAGCCCAUUACGUCACAGUCGCAACAGCAGAGCCUCUGCAGUGGUGCGAGAACCAAUAGCAGCAUGAUCCACGACGGUGGUGGAGGCAGCGCUGGUGGUGCAGGUGGCGGUGGCGGUGGCGUCGUGGUGCCCGUAGGCAACCGCAAUGGCAGUAGCAACGGCGGAGAUCCCACGUUACAGGGCUACGAGUUUUGGCACCAGGACAAGGACACCAGUCGCCUCGACUCUAGCUCGAUAUUCGAGGACCUCGAUCGCUACUGCUGGCAACAGCAGCCGGUAACAGCCAGCGCCAGUAAUGGUGGUGGUUCCGCCAAUACCAAUCAGCCCAGUCCCACCUCGCCGCAGGGCCACCUCCAUCAGCAACAGCAACACCAGCAACAUCAGCAGUUGCAGCAGCAACAGCAACAGCAACCCAAUGCGAGCAGCUCAUCGGCGGCUUCUAGUGGAGCGGGCAGUAGCAGUGAUACCAUUAGCAGCCUGGACACCACCGAUGGCCAGAUCUACACCCUGACAGUAUUAAACGGAGGAGAGCCCUGGCUAAAGCGCUCGGAGGCGGAGCAGUUGCCCACUUCUCUUGAUUUGGACAGUUUGCUUGGCAGUUUUCCUGGCUAUAUUAAAUCAGAGUAUCCCUAUGAUGAUAGUGGUUUUAGUACAGAUGGCAAGGAUGUGAUUGGCAAUGGAACGGAUGGUCUCAGCAGUAUUUCCCAGGCUCAAAAUCAGGGUCAACAGACGCAACAGACGCUGCCCUCGCUGGUCACGGCCAUUUCCUUGGCGGGUGGCAAUGAUUUAGGCCAACAGUUGGCUCAAUUCCAAAACAACAACAACGACUGGCAUAUGGCGGAUCAUAAUACGGAAACGGAGCAGAGUACGGCGGAAUCGCUGCUGAGGAGUGCUCUGCAGGGCAAAGGUUAUGGCAAGGGAUUGCAUAUGCAAAAUGGCCUAGCCAUGCCAGUGGUUAAAGAUGAGGAUAUGCGACGCUUGCUGUUUGCCGAUGAGGCAGCUGCUCUGGGCUUCGCGGACUCCACCCUAAGUGCCGCCCAGAUGUUCGACGAGGCUCAGGGUAUCCAUCAGGGUAUCCAGCAACAACAACAGCAACAUAAUGGCAAUGCCAAUAUCCUGGUGGAUGACAUGUUCCUUUCCCUAGAAAAUGCCUUUAGUGAUGAUUUCGAGAAAAUCAAACGCAUAGCCAAUGAAGUGCAGCAGUUUUGUAGUGCUGGCUCUGCAGGGACACCAACUCCUGGGGAUUAUGGUCAACCCGGUGAUGUCCUCAUGCAAAUCUCACCCAGUCCGGGGGUAACCUCAGCGGGACAAUUACAACCACCACAACCACUGAAACCAGAGGUUAGUACUUCCACAUCCCCUUCAUCGGCGGUUGUCGUUUCCGUCGCCAGCAGCCAUGUCAGAUCCGGAAGCGGAGGAGGAGUUACCAAGCCCAAGAAGGCCUACAAGCGCAGCAGUAGCAAUAACAAUAAUCCCAAUGUGGCCAAUAACAACCAGAGCAGCGGGGGCAAUCCCUUAAUAGGAGGCAGUGGGAGUGGCAGCUCAUCAUCAAGUGGCAGUGCCAGUAGCAGCAGCAACAGUCCGCCUGCCAACUCCGGCGGCAGUUCAUCCUCCUCGUCGGGCAGUGCCCAACGGAAAGAGCGAUCCCUGCACUACUGCUCCAUCUGCUCGAAGGGUUUCAAGGAUAAGUACUCUGUGAAUGUCCACAUACGUACUCAUACGGGGGAGAAGCCCUUCGCCUGCUCACUUUGUGGCAAAAGUUUCCGUCAGAAGGCUCACCUGGCCAAGCACUAUCAGACGCACAUGACCCAGAAGAACAAUGGAAACCUAAUUAAGGGAGGAUCAGGAAAGCAUCCACGAUCCAGUGGAUCCUCUUCGGGAUCAGCAAAUGCCUCUCUCAACCAGCGACAACAACAACAGCAGCAGCAGCAACAACAACAGCAACUUGGCGGAGGAGUGGUGCCAGCUUCCCUACCCGUGAUGAUCAGCAAUCCCAAUACACCACCCGGCGUAGUACUACCGCCUGCCAAUGGACUCCUGGCCAAUCGGUAGUGAUCACCGGCAGCGGGAUAGUAAACACUAACCCGGCUAAACUAUUUCUUGUUCCUUAACUCACAAAAUACACACAACAAAAGAAAAGAAAGAUAAUGAAAUUGUAGAGAAACUAUUUUUACUACUCUAAUUUACCUAAAUACUCGUACUCCCAAACUCGAAUUUACGUCAUUGAUGAAUUCCUAUUUCAGCUUUCUGUGCAAUUCCUAUAUAUAAAUGCCCACAAAACACACACUCGAAGCACUUCCAAAUAAAGAACAAUACUCAAUAAUGUACAUUUACAUACUAAAAACAAACGAAAGAAAAAAAAAAUUAAAUUUUAAAUGUGCCAAAUUUUUGAAGAUUUUAAUAAAGUUAAAGUUAAAGUUAAAAUAAACGAUAUGCUAGGCGAAAAUAGAAAGUAGAAGUGUAACGAAGCUAAUGAAGCAAUUCCACGAGUGGUGAUAUCAAAAAGAGGCCAAAACGCUUCCUUGCUAUAUGUUAAAAAAAAACAACAACAGAAUUUCUUAAAGAAUACUUUCCCAAAAUAACAAAAUAUAGAAAAAUAAAUUACGAAAAAAACUCCUUCUAAUCACCAGCAGAAUCUUCAACUAGCCCAGUGUUUCCUGUAAAUUGAAAGUAUUUGUUUUCUUAGUUGCUUUGCCCAAAUUAGCAUAAAUUUUGUUUGCUAGUGUUAAUGUAUAUAUAUACAUAAAUAUAUAUAUUAUAUAUAAAUCAAGUUAGUUACAUUUUAGUUCUAAGCAAAAGCAGACGGAAUGCCAAAAAAGUUGAGGAAGGUACACUGACCCGAGGCACUAAAUUCGAAACGCAUCCUCCGGAGCUCAUCCUACAGCCAAUUCCCGCUCCUUUUUCUCCUUCAAGGAUCUCUUUGAUCUCUUGGGCCGAGUGUUAGCCAACUUCAAGAAAAGGCAUUCAACAAGUUAAGGGGCACAAGCAUUAAUACUUUUAUUAACUAUGUUUAAAUACUCGUAAACACACACACACACAUACACACACACACACACCAUAUGUUCAGCAACUCAACUUGCACUUGCCAUUAUUUUUGUAUUUGAUAAACGAAUAUAACUAAGGCGCGAAAUCCCUAUAAUUAAAUAUAUAUAUAUAGUAUACCCCCCUAUCUCCCAUUUAGGCUAAGCUAACUGAUAAAUCAGCCGUAGUUAGUGGUUAAUUAAACUGCCAAUUAUUUUGUGAUAGUUUUAAAUGGACAAUAGUUUUUAGAUUACGCAAAAAAUAACUUCAAUGGUGUUUGGGUUUAUGUAACCGUUUUCUAACGACGGACGAUCAACGUUAUUAACUGUUUACACUUUUGCAAUACGAGUAUUUUUGGCUAAUUUAUUGAACUUAUUAGUAUGUAUUUACUGUACAUAGAGAGAACGAUCCUUGUUUAUAUCCAAGUCUAGUUUAAGUCACACAUUGAAAUCUUAGUUAAAUCUUUGUUAGUUAUUAUUUAUGCACACACACACUGAAAAACACAAAACACAACAAGCCACACACACACACACACACAUUCAUCUGCAGUUAAGUUUUGCAUUAAUUUUUUUAGUAUUGCAAGCAUUAAAAAUAAAGAAAUCUAAAACGUUUUAUUGACAAUUAAGAUGCACCCCGUGUCCGCUGUUUGGGUCUGUCGUGGGUUAAUUAGUUUUAGCUCGUUACGGGAAUGGAGAUGGCUAUGCUGAUGGCUAUGCCAAUGGCAGAUGGCAGAUGGGUCUGGCCGAGGUCUGAAAUAAUUUUCUCCAAUAAAGGAGCUGAGCGGACAUGAAAGCGCAUGCAGCUGCGCA
This is a messenger RNA of Drosophila eugracilis, 6093 nucleotides long. RefSeq names its product transcription factor mef2A. Gene Ontology annotation, biological process: regulation of transcription by RNA polymerase II. Bases 1985 to 4315 code for a protein of 776 amino acids. Lineage: Eukaryota; Metazoa; Arthropoda; Insecta; Diptera; Drosophilidae. Gene Ontology annotation, cellular component: nucleus. The record is from RefSeq and is a predicted model, not a curated record. Gene Ontology annotation, molecular function: DNA-binding transcription factor activity, RNA polymerase II-specific; RNA polymerase II transcription regulatory region sequence-specific DNA binding. The transcript is spliced from 3 exons.